This is a messenger RNA of Besnoitia besnoiti, 3015 nucleotides long. RefSeq lists its product as uncharacterized. NCBI's taxonomy places the organism in Eukaryota, Apicomplexa, Conoidasida, Eucoccidiorida, Sarcocystidae. The record is from RefSeq and is a predicted model, not a curated record. The transcript has 7 exons. The coding region runs from base 1 to 3015 and encodes 1004 amino acids.
AUGGAGUCCCGGUCUGUCCGCGCCGGCGUGGCAUCGCCCGGUUGGCGAGUGACCAAAGGCGGCUGCGGAGAGAGCAGAAACUCACGUUCGUCUUCCACGUCCAGUCGUCGUGUUGCCCCUACUUUCCCAUCCCUCCUGCGGAGUCCCUGCUGCAUCGCCCUGCGUUCGGCCUCCUUACUCGGCGUCCUCGGCGUCCUGUGGGCGGCGUGUGCGCUCGGGGGGCCAGAGGAAGGGGCGCCGCCUGCAACCAGUCUGCCUGAGCUGGCGACAGGGGAGGAGACCCGUGAUGUAUCAAGCGGCUUGGCUUCGUCGACUGGUGCCGGAGGCCCGGCGGCGCAUGAAGACAAGACCAGCUUCUUCAAGGGGUGGAAGUUUGCCUUGUCGAACCGCGUAGUUGUUUUUUCUCAAGUUGAGGAUGUGUUGGUGUCCACAGGGGGCGCCAGGGUCGGCGAGUCGUAUCUGUACGGGGAUGACGCCCGUCUUCCGCUCGGGGAGCCCACGCCCGGCCUCGCUUCGCUCAUGUAUCUCCUCGCACGGGGGCCGUACCCCGCCGGCAAAGUUGCGAGAAGCAGCAUGGGGCGGCCCAUGGCAACUCCGGCGAUCUCAGUCGCCUAUCCGCUCCUCCUCUCGUCCUUGAAGAAGGAAAUGGCGAGGAGAAACACCGCUCUCCACAGAGAAGCGCCUUUUACGGGGGGGCCUGGAGAGGCUGAGUUCCCCAGAGGAGGCGGAGCAGUAGAGGAAAAGCGUGAGAGUGCAAGCGUACAGAAUAAGGAGGCGACGCAUGGGGGAGGCGAAGAAGAGGGGAGAGCGGCAAGCGCCGAGCAAGCAGAGAGAGGAAAAGAGGAAGAUGCAAACAUACAGGGAGGCUCAUUCCCGAACGUAGGGUUCCACAUUCUCAGCGAGAUCGUAGACAGGGAGUUCCGCGACGCGGCGAAGAAGGUCACAAGGCUGGCGGCGAGUUCGUGGCAAGCGGGAACCUGGUGGCCUGAUCUGCCUGACGAAGUGGACGAUCCCACUGCUUUGGCGGCCCACAAGAUUGCGACGUAUCUGAUUCAGGUGUCUCAGAGCGCGAUUCAAGCUUUAGGGCUGCGAGACUCCUUCGUCUAUUUCUUCUCUGCCACUGCCGCAAGAGGCGUCUUGAACGCGUGCGCAGCAGCGCUGGUGGAGCGAAACCUAGGCGUCUUCUUGCAAGUUUCAUCUUCUCCUCCGCCGCGAGAGAACGCGCCCCCGUCUCUUCCCCCUGAGGCGCGUGUGUUCACUAUCGGAACACUGGGCCAGUCGAAGCCAGCGUCGAUCACCGGCGUGGUGCUGACGUACGAUGUGGCGGUUCACCAAGUUGUCACUUCAGAGCGUUCCGCGGCUUCUCCUUUGAGCAACAUCUCUUCCCACCUUUUAGGGCAACUUGCAGCCCAGUUGCUGCCUAGUGUGCAGCAGGCUGUUGACGCUUCAGCGCGCGGCACUUCUCCCGACGCGCCGCUGCCAGUGAUCUUCAUCAAACUUCGCGACAUCCGCGUCAAGCAUACUGUGGAUCCGUGGCACGGUCAUCCGACAAAAUACCUCGACAUGCAGCAAGGCAGAACAAGUGGGGGCGGAUAUGAAUAUGCUCAGCUGUUUCCUGUGGCAACCAAGGAAGCCGAAACAGAGGAGGGAGAGAAUUCAGGUGUCCUCGACCCUGCCACGCACUUACGGGGAUCAGUGCCAAUCAUGCUUUAUCGAACGCCGAUCUCCGCUGCCGCGCAAGCAUAUGUGAUGGAUCUUAUUGGCAGUGCUGAUUUUGCGGAACUGCUUAUCACGACUGUGAAAGAUCUGCGAGGUCGUGGUCCGCUUUUCCAGCCAGCGACAGAGCCGUUCGUAGUCGAUUUAAAGAGAGACUUGGACGCGUACAUUAGCAUUGCCAAAACUCCGAGCCUUGUUAUGGACAAGCAGCUGGUGGAGACGCAUGCGUUGCUCUCUCGGGUCAGCGACGACUUAGGGCGGCAGCGCGUACGCUGCGUCAAGAAGUACGUAGUUCCGCUAAAUGCAGACGAUCCGUUGUUUGAUUUUACAAAGGAUUUCUGCUACAACUAUCCCGAGAUCCUGUACCCGUCGAGUGCUGGAGGGGAAGAGUUCAUUUCCAAUGCCGUCUCGGUCGGCCUGGCCCUCAGGUCUCUCUUCAUAGCCACUGAUUGGCCCGGUCUCCGCUCGAUAAGGGGUGAUGUAGGCGGCGCCCGACUUUCUGUGCCGGCUGUCAGUGAGGCAGUGGAAGGUGAAACUCAGUUCCCUAUCCAAGGGACACGCGACUACAAGAGAAGCAGAAGCAGUCGAAAGCGGGCAGCAUCGCCCCGUCGGCUGUCACGCGGAGGCGAAUGGGACCGAGACGGAGAUGAGAGCGCAGACGAUGAGCUGUUGCAGUUGGAGGAAACCUUACAGGGAGAAGACCAGACGAGGGAGGCCCCGUCAGAAUCAUUCUUCAACAACACAGACGACGUUACCCUUGACGAAACAGAUUUCGGUAUCCAGCCCCCCGCCGUGGACGCCUUCCUGCAUGAUGCCGCGGCCAGCCAUCUGAUGACGAGAGGCGACGUUCGGGCAGGCGAUCAUCGGAGUCUGCCGCAGGAUGGCGAACAGGCGAAAAGCAAGGGGGAAAUAGGUGCAGUUGGGACCACUGGAGAAGAACUGUCAGCACAAAAGGCCGUCGAAAAGCUAGGGAAUGACCCUGUGGGCCCCGAAGCCAGAACACACGAGGAUCAGAAAGAUAGGGAAGGCGCCGAAAUGCAAAGUGUGGCGACGUUCCAUGGAAUGAUUCCGGAGAUAUUCGCAAAAAGUAUGCAAGAUCGCCUUGGUCCCCGCUGGAUUUCGUUGCUGCAAGUUUUAGGAAGUGUUAGCCUCCUCAAGGACUACCACAAGGUCCUCGCAUGGCUGGCAUUAUCUUCGGAUGCUGAUGUCCUCAUCCUUUGCACGAGGAGGCUGCUUCUCCGGCGUGACGCGGCAGUUUCAGUGGGACCAUUUCGAGUCUCACUGACUCACAGCCUGUAG